This is a messenger RNA of Sceloporus undulatus (fence lizard), 3960 nucleotides long. RefSeq names its product chimerin 2 (gene CHN2). Bases 341 to 1750 code for a protein of 469 amino acids. Gene Ontology annotation, biological process: positive regulation of GTPase activity; signal transduction; regulation of small GTPase mediated signal transduction. The record is from RefSeq and is a predicted model, not a curated record. Lineage: Eukaryota; Metazoa; Chordata; Lepidosauria; Squamata; Phrynosomatidae. Gene Ontology annotation, molecular function: GTPase activator activity. The transcript is spliced from 13 exons.
GUUGCUGCUGCUGCUGCUGCUGCUGCCUUGGGAAGGGAAGGGGAAGAAGGAGGAGGCAAGGCUCUCCACCAGCCAAAAGGCUUUGGUGCCAAAGGCGCUGGAGGCAGCGAGGGCGCCUUCUUGGGGCUUCUUCUCCCCCCAGAAAGGGGAGCCCCUCAACCCUCCCAGCCCAGGAAGGAGCCCCUGUUGCUGCUGCUGCUGCUUCCCCUCUCCUCCACCUCCUCAGCCGGGCUCCAGCCCUUUGCCAUGGGUUGCAGCAGCAGCAGGAGGCGCCCUCAGACGGAGCACAGCAGCAGCCCCAGCCCCUGAGAAGGAGCCCCCAGGAAGCAGGAGGAGGAGGAUGGCCACCUCCAGCAACUCCAGCUUGUCGGGCUCUUCGGUGUCCUCUGAUGCUGAAGAAUAUCAACCUCCAAUAUGGAAAUCAUACUUAUAUCAGUUACAACAAGAAGCGCCUCGUCCCAAGAGGAUAAUUUGUCCUCGAGAGGUGGAGAACAGACCAAAAUACUAUGGCAGAGAGUUUCAUGGGAUCAUUUCUCGUGAGCAGGCAGAUGAAUUACUUGGUGGUGUAGAAGGAGCAUAUAUUCUCAGAGAAAGCCAACGACAACCUGGAUGCUAUACUCUAGCUCUUAGAUUUGGUAAUCAGACCUUAAACUACAGGCUUUUUUAUGAUGGGAAGCACUUUGUAGGGGAGAAGAGGUUCGAAUCCAUCCAUGAUUUGGUUACAGAUGGCUUAAUAACGCUGUAUAUAGAAACCAAAGCAUCUGAAUAUAUUUCCAAAAUGACAACAAAUCCUAUCUAUGAACAUAUUGGAUAUGCCACUUUGCUUAGAGAAAAAGUAUCCCGAAGACUGAGUAGAUCAAAAACUGAAUCAAGAAAAGCUAGUGUAACAACAUGUGAAGAAAAUGCAUCAGUUGAAAAGAUCACAUCUUUGGUCAGGAGAGCAGCGUUAACACAAAAUGACAACCAUUUCAACUAUGAAAAAGCACACAAUUUUAAGGUCCACACAUUCCGAGGUCCACAUUGGUGUGAAUAUUGUGCCAACUUCAUGUGGGGACUCAUUGCUCAGGGAGUGAGAUGUACAGAUUGUGGCUUAAAUGUACAUAAACAGUGUUCAAAAUACGUUCCCAAUGACUGUCAGCCAGACCUCAAGAGGAUCAAACGAGUCUACUGCUGUGACCUGACAACACUAGUGAAAGCUCACAACACACAGAGACCCAUGGUUGUGGAUAUUUGCAUUCGUGAAAUUGAAGCACGAGGCUUGAAGUCAGAAGGGAUUUACAGAGUCUCAGGGUUCACUGAACACAUUGAAGAUGUCAAAAUGGCCUUUGAUCGAGAUGGUGACAAGGUAGAUGUUUCUGCCAAUUUAUAUCCAGACAUCAAUAUUAUUGCUGGAGCAUUAAAGCUGUAUUUCAGAGACUUACCCAUUCCUGUCAUCACCUAUGAUACUUAUUCCAAGUUUAUAGAGGCAGCAAAGCUCUCUAAUCCUGAUGAAAGACUAGAGGCUGUCCAUGAAGUGUUGCUGUUACUUCCUGCUGCCCAUUAUGAGACUCUUCGAUAUCUGAUGAUUCAUCUCAAAAAGAUUACAAUGAAUGAAAAAGAUAAUUUUAUGAAUGCUGAAAAUCUGGGAAUUGUGUUUGGACCCACAUUAAUGAGACCUCCAGAAGAUAGCACCCUUGCUACACUCAAUGACAUGCGGUACCAGAAGUUGAUUGUGCAAAUAUUAAUAGAAAACGAGGAUGUUUUGUUUUAGGCACAGUUUUUAAUUCAUGGCCAUCUGCUGUGAAAAUAUAAGUUUGAAGGGGGAAAAAUUCCCAUUAAAAACAACAUGGGUAGCACUUCAUUUUCUGCAGUUUUGCAGAUGUAUGCCAGAACAUUAAAGGAUAUGUCUCAUAGACAUAUACCAUUUUUUAAAAUUAUGUCGGAGAGAACAAAGGUGAGAAAAAAUUGUCUUGCCUUGUAUCUUUUGCCUUCCUUCCAGUGAGUGUGUGUGUAUGUAUGUAGAAAGUUUGCAGACUGUUCUAUUAUUAACUUAUUAAAGGACACAAACUUUGUAUGCUUAUUUAGAUCACCGAAGCAAAAAAGGUACUUUCAACAUUAUUCUGAAGACACUGUGCUGGCCCAAUUCCUAAGGAUAAGAACUAGGCCAGCACAGCAACUUGCAGAAUGCAGCCAUAUUCUCUAGUCCAGUGAGAACAGGCAAUGUGUAGAAACAGGUUUCACCUUUGAUGCGCAAAUACAGGCACACAGUCAUAUCUACAUACAAGAAGCUCAUGAUCAUUACAUGGAAAUACAUAGAUGCCAUUCAUCUUGUUGAUAUUUAUUUCCAUGUGAUAGCCAUAACAUAGAGCUCCACAUGCACUGGUAUAUUCCAUUAUUUUCAUCUUGCAGAAAAAUAAUACAUUUCAAAUACACCAAUACAUUUGAAAUACACCAAAUUACCAUGGUUCAGAACAUGGUGCCAGUCAGAGCCCCACACAAGAAGAGACUGCCUGGAUUUCUUCUGUGUUCAGCAGAAUUUUCUGAUUCCCAUAUGCAUGGGGAACAUUCCCAUUUGUAGAGAAGAAUCAAAGGUGCUGCGCACACAGGAUGUUUUAUCUUGUCCAAAAUAUUUAGGUUCAGGGUGUUUGUCAGUGUUAGUUGUAUAUGGAUAUACGAUUUCUCUCUAUGUAAGACAUAAUUAUAUAUGUCUAAAGUGAAACAAGACAUGUAUUUAAUAUAUAUAUAUAUGUAUAUAUAUAUAUUACUUUAGUUAGCUACUGGAAGUCAUUUUUAUGUUAGCAAAAUAUAAUUCAAUGCGGUGCAUUGAUGAUUUUUCAUAUAUUUCACUUAAGCAUUAUUGCUAUGGUAUAUUGAAAACAUUCAACACUACAGCAGUAUUAUUCUGACAUACCUCUUUAAUUGCAAAUUCUUUUAAGGCAAAUUCAUUUCUUACUCACAUUUUAACAUUCUUUGGUUUGUGUUAUAUUCUAAGAAUUAUCAGUACGCUUGCUUUUAUAGGUAUGGUAUUCUGGAGGAAAUACCAUAUUAUUUGUAUCUUCCCCUCCAAAAUGAGAGGGGCAAUUAAGGAUUUCGAAAUAGUUUUGACACUAGUAUCAAUUACUAUACAUAACAAAAUAUUUCAAAUAGGAGAUGCCAGGAUAUUGGAUAUUUUCUGGUAUUAUUAAGAUUAGCACUUAUUUGGAUUAUUGUUUUGUUGUUUUGAAAUGCCAAGUUACUUUUACCUUGCUAUUGUAUUUAUAAAAAUAAAAUCUUUAAGUGUUUAAAAUUAAGCAUUUUUCUGCAAUGUCUUCUAGCAAAUUUGUUAAUAAAGGAAAGAGAAUGAGAGAGACAGGCAGAGAGAGAAUGAGAAUUGGUAUAUUACCAAAUUUCAUGGGUUCUUUUCUUUCUUCCCAAAGGUUGACCUCUUAGUCUAAAAUAAUGCAGUUCAUUCUAAUAUUAGUCUUGCUUUCUCAUCAUGAGAUCUUUAUACAGAUGUUUGAAACACAAGAAUGUAGCAUAGUUUAUUACAAAUUUGAAUUUUCAGUAGGAAAAACUCUUCUCUUAAUUGGUGUUAAUCACAAACUUCAAAAUCCGUUUUUACUGUUUCCUGAAUUAUUUCAGGGAUCAUAGAUUUCUAAAGUUUUCUUAAUGUCAGUAAUGUUGAUAGUGGGGAAGACUGAAAACAAAAGGGGGCACAGGAAAUAAUGUAUAUUAGUUAUCCUCUACAUAGGUCACCAAGGGCUAGGUAGGCAAGACCCAGGCUGCGGGCCAGAAGUUAGUGAGGUCUGAUUUGCUGGUACAAUAUUACUAGAGACUCUCAUAAAUUGUACAGAUUUAAUUGUUGUAGGUUAUGUACUAAAUACUUGUCAUAAAAUGGUAUGGAAAUGGUUUUAUUUUGUGAAGUGAAAUAUGCUUUGUAAUUUAUGAUAGUGUAAAAUGGAAAGGAAAAAAAUCCCAUUAAAUGUGUUUUGCGUCCCUGUC